AUGUCUUCUGGACCUGUCAGAAAUGCCCCAAGAUGCAGACGUGCUCAAACGCCUUUCUAUCACGCAGCUGCCCGGCCAGGACCUACGACUUCGCGAUUUCGGGUGGCGCCUGCACUUCCACAUGAUGUUAUCGAGAUCACCAUCAAUGAGGAAAUUCCAAUCCAUCCACAUUGCAAGCCGGCACCCGCUGUUCAUGCUGAAGCUUCAGUCAAAAUACUAUUCAAUGAUGAAGCCGCGGAGCAAGCUGGUGAUGUUGCGUCCACGUCUAAUACGUCUUCAGCUGAUGCGGAUGCAACAAAAGCCGAGCUGGCAAGUCUCCGCGCUGUGAUUCAGAAGGUCCUAUCGGAAAGGGAUCUGUCUCUGGAGUGCCCCAUUUGCAAAACAGUAUUCAGAGAAUUACACACUCUCAAAUGCGGACAUAGCUUCUGUGGGGCGUGCUUGAAACAAUGGUUUCAAUGUUGUUGGAGUAAAUGGGUUGCAGACUCGGACAAUCCAGUGCCAGCUGCUCUCAGUCUACGAGACAUCUCGAAGCUACCACUAUCACUUGCAGUCAUAUCAGUCGUAACGAAACAUAUUGGACCAAUGCCGUUCACCUGUCCAACUUGUCGGGGUUCAGUUGGCAGGCAAGAACCUUUCAAGACCAUCGCCCUCUGUCAGAUUUCAAACUCCAUAACAUCACUUCUUGGGGGUGCAUGCGGUGAAGAAGAUCUACCAACUAAUUGGACAGGGUACUUUCUAGACGUGGCUUUAGCUUGGAAUCUAAUUGGUGGUGUGGACUCUCCAAAGCACCAGAUGAUACAAUACUCAGACAACAAAAUCAAGAGUGAGGGCUACCAGCUGGUCCACUGUUCUGCAGAUCAAACAUCGAGAAGACUAUCAGCAGUUCAUAAGAGUUGUAUCUUUUGCAAGACUGCCCAGCCACUGAGCUGA
Suillus discolor is the source of this 930-nucleotide messenger RNA. RefSeq lists its product as uncharacterized. NCBI's taxonomy places the organism in Eukaryota, Fungi, Basidiomycota, Agaricomycetes, Boletales, Suillaceae. Gene Ontology annotation, molecular function: metal ion binding; ubiquitin-protein transferase activity. The record is from RefSeq and is a predicted model, not a curated record. Gene Ontology annotation, cellular component: chromatin; nucleoplasm. Gene Ontology annotation, biological process: positive regulation of DNA-templated transcription. Bases 1 to 930 code for a protein of 309 amino acids. The transcript has 7 exons.